AUGGCCAGUAAUAUUGACCAAUGGGCCUAUGUGGAGGCUGAAAAGGACAAAGCUAAUCUAGCCUUCGAAGAUGAGAAACAAAUGGCUCGUUUUGAGCUCGGUGUGUCUGUGGCCGUUUACAAGUGGGAACCUCUGGAAUUGGCGGUUCAAAACGGAUGGGGUGGUCCAGAGUCCGCAGAAAAGAGAGACUGGGUAUCAGCCAUUGUUGUCGAUCUUUUCAAGAACGGCAAGAUCGUGGAGGUUGCCCUGAUAGAGGAGACACUACUGUACGCUAUGAUGGAUGAGUUCGAAACCAACGUUGACGACGAGUCUGCCCUGCCCAUCGCAGCGCUCAUUCUGGAUAUUUACAAGCAGUGCCAAGCAGAAGAUUACUCUACCGUGGAAAAGCUUUACCUAGAGUGGAAAGAAAAGCAGGAAAGAGUAGAGGUUAAGAGAAACAUCCAGAUUGGCAAUGACCCGUGGAACCCAGACGUCUCAGACAGCGAAAACGAUGACGAGGAAGAGGACCAAAAUGACGUAGAAGCGUCAGUGCCUUCUCUGGUUCAGGAUACUGACGUGGACAUGGAUGCUGAGAACGUGGAGCCCGUGGUAGAUGAAGACGGCUUCGAACUCGUGCAGAAGAAAGGCAGGAAAUCUAGACAUUGA
Lachancea meyersii CBS 8951 is the source of this 645-nucleotide messenger RNA. The record is from the annotation of a GenBank genome assembly. Lineage: Eukaryota; Fungi; Ascomycota; Saccharomycetes; Saccharomycetales; Saccharomycetaceae.